AUGGGGGAUCGAGUGCGAUGGCUUGGCUUUGCCGGUGGCGAGCGUGAUUUCGGGCGCGGCCCAGGGUCGUCGUCACAAUGCUGGGCAGGAAAAUUGGUGAGUCAGCUUGCAGCACAGUGUAACUUCUCGUGGAAUGGCGACAACGGCGGCGCUGGCUCUCCUGCCUUCCUGCCGCUGCAUAUUGGCGAAACAGUGACCGUUGCAUGUACUUCUGAUGACUGGUGCUACGGGAGCAGUGUGGAGAGCGCUGAGAAGUACGGGAUAUUCCCGAGUUGCGCGGUCGUUGCAGCCGGCGAAUCCGUCCCAUCGGUGCCCAGUGAAGCCAUCGAAAUCGUGGAUGAGCUCACCGACGUACUGAAGGAAUGGUGGAACACCGUCAAAAGCACAUACUGCCAUCAGGCAAGGAUGGAGUGCCAGGACAAAGUACUGUUGUACAUGGAGGAAUUGAUGGGCAUGCGGAAAAAGAUUCUCUCUGGAAAUGUGCCAGUCGAAGAACUCAAGGAAAUGAGGACUGAAUUGGCGAGAAAGAUCGAUCUUGGCAAUCAAUGGCUGGGCCUGGACAUGCUUAUCCGUGAUAAAUCGGGCAAGAAAAUGGAUUGCGAUACGAAUUCUGUGAUACAGGUGUAUCGUGCUCAUGUGGAAACUGCAAAUCGAAUUCUCAGUGAUUCGAAACCGAAUGAAACACGUGGAGUGAGUGCAUAUUCGCUGCUGGUCCACGCGCUCUCUGCCACAGUGGAUGCGAAAUGCGAAUGUGAAUUCACGUUAUCCAUUUACAGUGUCAACGAAAAAAAAUUUAUCUCCGAGAACUUCGUGUUCUACUGGAGCUUUUCAACGGGUAACUUGAUGCAUCAUAACAGCAGAGCCUUGUUUACUGAUCUUGGCUGGAAAGAGUAUCCGUCACCACCGUCCGCAGCAAAGGAUCAUCGUCUUUUGUUGUGUAUUAGGGUUGCUCGUAUCGCGCCAAUAGAACAGACUUCUUCUACGCUUAAGAAACACUUUGAGGUUGGCCCGUCUCAGCAUUGGUCUCGGCAGGUUCAUGCUGCAGCAGUGCUCGACCUCUCGGACGUUAUCGCUGGAUCGCAUGGGUCAACAGAACAUAUUGUUCCUCUGAAUCGAGAUGAUUCGCUGGAGCAGCUGAUAGAUCGGGCCAGCGGUGCCAGGACAACAUUUGGACGGGCUCAGCUAAUGAUCUCGGUGGAAGUUCUUCCUGGCAGUUUGGCUCAAAUCAAGAAAAUGCAACCACAGAUUUUCUCUAGUGACCCACCGCGUGAGUUGAAGAAAUUGUCGUUUGCUGAUGUCAUUUCUGCAGUGGUUUACUUUAAGAGCAUCGAAAUCCUUGCUGCGGAUCGGGUGCAUCGUCAAACAACUUAUCGCAGUCUUGUUUUUUACCACGACGAUAAACCGAAGUGGAAUGAAACCAUCAAAGUGCAGAUUCCUGAAAACAUCGAUCAGAACAUUCAUCUUCGAAUAACAUUCCAUCACAAGAAAAGUUUCGAUAAGAUGAGGCAAGAAAAGGGUCCAUUUGCCCUUGCAUUUGCACGUAUCAUGGAAGGCGCAACCCUUAUAAAGGACGGGACCCAUGAAUUGCUUAUUUAUAAGAUCGACUCAGGACGAUUCGACGAUAGCGAUACGAGUUACACUCGGCUACCAGCUACACAAGGAGAACUUAAGGUUUCACAGUGUCAGCUGAGACCGCAAACAGCAGCUUUCGUUCACGGUGAAAAGAACUUUCUUACCGUUAAAACGAUUAGUGGCCAACAUUUCAGAAGUAACUUAAAGGAGCUGCUGGAAGAAAUCUCGAAACCGAGGAGCUUGACGAUUGGUGAAGAAUUAGUGAAAUUCAUCCCAAACUUUUGUGAUGCGCUUUUCGAAAUUCUUGACCACUAUCCUGGUUACGACAGCCUUGUUUUUGACGCAUUGGUUACUCUCACACAGCUUGUCAACGAAGAACGGUACAAAAAUUUUCGGCCGGUGUUAGAAAAAUACGUCGAAAACUUCCAUUCCACCGUGGCAUUUGUGUUGGUUUUCAUAUUCCUUGAAUUGAAUACUUCAAAUGACUGGAUGAUUUUCUUGUUCAGUGAUGCAUCAGAGUGCGCUCUGUUCUCGUGUAAACUGUUGCCGGUUCUUCGUGAACGAAUUGAGAGUGCAGAAGAGACGCAUGAAAGAUCACUGAAUACAAUGAAGAGUUUGGGCACGCUAAUCCAGUUGAUAGUAAAGUCCAAGUUGUGUAGUGACAGGCUUGGACUAACAUCCAACAAUUUCCGACAUCUCAUUAGUUUGCUUUUGGAAUCUUUCGUUACAUUUAUGCAAAACAAGCGAGUACGAAUGACUUGUCAGAAUAUGGCACUAAAACAUAUUCCAGCGAUCAUCCCUCAUCUCACUUACUGCUGUGUCUAUGACAGCGAAGAUCUUACGGAUUUCUUGGUACGACUGAUGGAUCAUCUGGGUGAAAAUAUAAGCUCAAGAUGCCGCUUGAAUUUCUUCCGGGAUGUUGUGCAAACAGAACACUUUAUUGAGGAGGAGAACCGGAAAAAAUUGUUGCCAAAGAUUGUGGAAAAAGUUGUGGAAGAGCUGGAGAAUUCGAAUUUUGUUUAUUUGCACGAUUUUGCUGCUCCCUCGCUGGAUCGCUCAAAAAUUGAUGAUUGCAUAACGGCGAGCGCUGACAUCAUGUUCCACAUCAUUGAGCGCCUUUUCUGCUCCACUGUCCGUUAG
Molecule: messenger RNA, 2712 nt
Organism: Gongylonema pulchrum
Lineage: Eukaryota; Metazoa; Nematoda; Chromadorea; Rhabditida; Gongylonematidae
Source: the annotation of a GenBank genome assembly